CGCCCCCGGCGGAGGGCCCUGGGCUAUAAGGACGGGAGGCCCGGCGAGACGAGCAGGGUCCGCUGAGCGCCCGGCGCGCCGAGUUCCGAGGGUCCGCCGCGCGCAGAGCCCAGAGCUGCGAGGGCACACGCAGCAGCCGCCAUGUGCGGAAUUUUUGCCUACAUGAACUACAGAGUCCCCCGGACGAGGAAGGAGAUUUUUGAAACCCUCAUCAGGGGCCUACAGCGGCUUGAGUACAGAGGCUAUGACUCGGCAGGUGUGGCAAUUGAUGGAAAUAAUAAUGAAGUUAAAGAAAGGCAUAUCCAGCUUGUCAAGACGAAAGGAAAUGUCAAGGCUCUUGAUGAAGAACUUUACAAACAAGACAAUAUGGACUUAAAGGUGGAGUUUGAGACUCACUUUGGCAUCGCUCACACACGCUGGGCAACCCAUGGGGUCCCCAAUGCUGUCAACAGCCACCCGCAGCGCUCAGACAAAGCCAACGGAUCCAGAGGGGUGGCAAGCCCUGCCUGGCCUCUGGAUGAUCUGACCCCCAGGUGUCCACAGGAAAACAAUGACAUGUCCACGAGCACUGCUGGCUUUUGGGACCGUGCCAAAAGGGACUUGGUGACAAAAGAAUUUGUUGUCAUCCAUAAUGGGAUCAUCACCAAUUACAAAGACCUGAGGAAAUUUCUGGAAAGCAAAGGCUACGAGUUUGAGUCAGAAACAGAUACGGAGACCAUUGCCAAGCUGAUUAAAUACGUGUUUGACAACAGAGAAACUGAGGACAUUACGUUUUCAACACUGGUCGAGAGAGUCAUCCAGCAGUUGGAAGGUGCGUUCGCAUUGGUUUUCAAGAGCAUCCACUACCCAGGAGAGGCGGUUGCCACAAGGAGAGGCAGCCCCCUGCUCAUUGGAGUGCGGAGCAAAUAUAAACUCUCCACAGAACAGAUCCCCAUCUUGUAUAGGACGCGCAAUUUUGAGAAUGUGAAGAAUAUCUGUAAGACAAGGAUGAAGAGACUGGACAGCUCGACCUGCCUUCAUGCCGUAGGUGAUAAAGCAGUGGAAUUCUUCUUUGCUUCAGAUGCAAGUGCUAUCAUAGAACACACCAAUCGGGUCAUUUUCCUCGAGGACGAUGACAUCGCUGCAGUGGCUGAUGGGAAACUCUCCAUCCACCGGGUCAAGCGUUUGGCUAGUGAUGACCCAUCCCGAGCGAUCCAGACCUUGCAGAUGGAAUUGCAACAAAUCAUGAAAGGUAACUUCAGUGCAUUUAUGCAGAAGGAGAUCUUCGAACAGCCAGAGUCAGUUUUCAAUACGAUGAGAGGCCGGGUGAAUUUUGAGACCAACACAGUCCUCUUGGGUGGCUUGAAGGACCACUUGAAGGAGAUACGGCGAUGCCGACGGCUCAUUGUGAUCGGCUGUGGGACCAGCUACCAUGCCGCCGUGGCUACACGGCAAGUUUUGGAGGAACUGACUGAGCUCCCAGUGAUGGUCGAACUUGCUAGCGAUUUUCUGGACAGGAACACGCCUGUGUUCAGGGACGACGUUUGCUUUUUCAUAAGCCAGUCAGGCGAGACGGCUGACACCCUCCUGGCGCUGCGUUACUGUAAAGACCGGCGGGCACUGACUGUGGGCGUCACCAACACCGUGGGCAGCUCCAUCUCCCGAGAGACUGACUGCGGGGUCCACAUCAACGCGGGACCGGAGAUCGGCGUGGCCAGCACCAAGGCGUAUACCAGCCAAUUCAUCUCCCUGGUUAUGUUCGGUUUGAUGAUGUCCGAAGACCGAAUUUCACUACAAAACAGAAGGAAAGAGAUCAUCCACGGCUUGAGAUCUUUACCUGAGCUGAUCAAGGAAGUGCUGUCGCUGGACGAGAAGAUUCACGACCUGGCCCUGGAGCUCUACACGCAGAGGUCGCUCCUGGUCAUGGGGCGGGGCUACAACUAUGCCACGUGCCUGGAAGGGGCCCUGAAAAUUAAAGAAAUAACCUACAUGCACUCAGAAGGCAUCCUGGCUGGGGAGCUGAAGCAUGGGCCCCUGGCACUGAUUGACAAGCAGAUGCCCAUCAUCAUGGUGAUAAUGAAGGACCCUUGCUUUGCUAAAUGCCAGAACGCCCUGCAGCAGAUCACAGCCCGCCAGGGUCGCCCAAUUAUACUGUGCUCCAAGGACGACACUGAAAGCUCCAAGUUUGCGUAUAAAACAAUCGAGCUGCCCCACACAGUGGACUGCCUGCAGGGCAUCCUGAGUGUGAUUCCACUACAGCUCCUCUCCUUUCACCUGGCAGUGCUCCGAGGAUACGACGUUGACUUCCCCAGAAAUCUGGCCAAGUCUGUAACUGUGGAAUGAGAACAACAGCUUGAAGAGGCCAUGACCACCUGCAAUGUGGUUCAAGACCGGUCCCAGCGAUGCCAAGCAGGAAGAUCAGCCUGCAUUCUGCGUGUUCCGAGUAGAUCCCAGUAGCGCUUGACAGCUUUGAUGUGCCUUUGUACCCAAGUGCUUUGCUUACAGCAGAUACUGUUUCUCUGUGUCCUGAAGUUGCCAGAGGAGAAGGGAAUCAUUGUUUACACAUGGGGAUCAGAGCGGACUUUUCCACUACUGUGCAAUAGAGAUACAGCUCUUUUCAGAGUUACUGUGAACCUUUUUUAACCAACACUAGUUAGUUUUGAGAAAUGAAAUAUUUAUAAUGAUGAUUGUAUAGCUUCUAAGUUAUUUUUCUAGUAUGUGGCUUUCUGUAGCCAAGGUAACACCCAGACUGUGCACCCCGGCUACCUGGUGCCUCCAGGCUCCCAGAGGUGGCAUUUAUCUCAGCACAAGGCCUUGCCCCUCUGGACUCCUUCUCCUUUCCUGCCCUCUUUUGGCUGCUCCUGAAUCCUCUCCCGACACCAGGGAAGCCCCCUCACCAUCUCUUAUGCUGUCUCAGUCCCGUCGAAAUCUCAGCAUCCUUCCACAGUUUCUUGUCUAAAUCCCUCCAACUCUCCAACUUGUGUUUAAUCUGAUCAUGAUCCUUUUUAAGCCCAGCCAGCAUUUUGGUCCCUACUGUUGCCCAUUGCAAACAGCUGGAAACAUCUCACGCAAAGUAGUUUGAAGCAGGCUACAUUGCCCUCUAUGAAGAGCGUGCGCCAUCAGGUACUAUGCAAUUUUAAGACAAUAAAGACAGUACACUUUU
This is a messenger RNA of Manis pentadactyla (Chinese pangolin), 3142 nucleotides long. RefSeq names its product glutamine-fructose-6-phosphate transaminase 2 (gene GFPT2). Bases 142 to 2322 code for a protein of 726 amino acids. Gene Ontology annotation, molecular function: carbohydrate derivative binding; L-glutamine:D-fructose-6-phosphate transaminase (isomerizing) activity. The transcript is spliced from 20 exons. NCBI's taxonomy places the organism in Eukaryota, Metazoa, Chordata, Mammalia, Pholidota, Manidae. The record is from RefSeq and is a predicted model, not a curated record. Gene Ontology annotation, biological process: UDP-N-acetylglucosamine metabolic process; fructose 6-phosphate metabolic process; protein N-linked glycosylation.